Molecule: messenger RNA, 1585 nt
Organism: Chiloscyllium plagiosum (whitespotted bambooshark)
Lineage: Eukaryota; Metazoa; Chordata; Chondrichthyes; Orectolobiformes; Hemiscylliidae
Source: RefSeq, a predicted model, not a curated record
GUUCAGAGGGUUGCUAUGGACUCAAUGGGCCGAAUGGUCUGCUUUCACACUGGGGAUUCUAUGAAGAAGUCAGCCUCUGUAGCCAUUGAUUGGAGAGCGUUCCACGUUUCCCUCCCUGUCCAUUCCAGGUGUGGUUUCCUGUGUUCACUCUGACUCUCUGGGAAUGGUGUCUGGUUUGAGGGAGUGACCGAUGCGUGUUGUGGUGGGAGUGGGAGUCACCACAGACUGAGCUCGGUUUGGACUCCCUCCAGCCUCCGGAACGUGUCUUUGCCCAGGGUUCAGAGGCUGGGCUCUGGGAGGGUGUUGGAGAUCAGGGGGGGGAGGUGACAGUCAGUGUUCUUUGUGCCUGCAGAACGUGGUCGCGAGCCCCUCCAGCCCCAGCCAGUCUUACCAAGGCUGCCGAGGCAGUGCCAACACGUGUGCCAUCAGGGAGAGUACCGAGAGGACGCCUCCAAAGAUGAUGUAUGCAUCGAUCCAGCCGUCCUCGAAUGCAGUACGCAAUCUGGAGUCCUCGUCCUCGUCCUCCUCCUUCGAGUAUGGUGAGAAUUCGGGCACUCAGGCAAAGGCUGUCGGCAUUGGCCACCGGCUGUUGGACUGUGAGGAGGGGACAGACGAGAGGUCUGGAGACGCCGCUGAGACGGAGCAGGAGGAUGAGGGGGAAGAGGAGGAGGAAGAGGAUGAGGAGGAGGAGGAGGAAGAGGAAGAGGAGGAGGAUGGCUCGGACAUCCCGAUGGAGGCCCGCUCGCAAUGCGACUCCAGCGAUGACGACCUGCCACUCUCCUACCUGCGCUCGUCGGUCAACAGCUACUUCGGGGCGAUGGGCAGACUGGCACGGGGGGAGACUGUGCGGAUCCUGGCCCGCCGGCUCACCCUGGACAACAAAGUGCAGUACCUGGUGGAGUGGGGUGGCCCCUCCAUAUUUUAGCUCCCCCCUCCCCGGAGAGUCGCACCUGAGGGGGAGGGGGCGCAGUGAGGAAGGGGUUGUGUUGGGGGGGGGGGGUGGUUUGCGGGUCCGAGGAACCAACUGCCAAACCUUGAAACAGCUUUCCCCGAACCAGGCAUCCAUUCGGCAUCAGGAGCGCGGUUUUUAAACUGCACGCAUUUUGUUUUUGUAAUUUUUUUUCUCAGUUCUUCGGGCCUUAUUCCGUUAGCCUUUCCGCUCAGGCUUUUAUGGUAUGCACCCCCCCCCACCCCCACCCAAACGCAAGUGUGAGUGCUAAUGGAGGUGCCACGGGGACUGUCACUGAGAGAUUUUAAUAUCACAAGAGCCCUCUUGAGUAAAGGCAAGCGAGACUGAUGGUGCAGGGAGUCUGAGAGACGAGAGGGAUGUAGGUUGUGCUGGGCCCAGAGUCUCUGAGAGAAAUGGACAGAAAGGUGCAGUGGGACUGUGUCGGGGAUCUUGGGUCAAGUGUAUGAAACUGUGCAAGCGAUACUGGGGAACUGUGUGUGCAUUGGACACUGGGGGAUGUGUAUGGGACUGUGUGGGGGACACUGGGGACUGUGUAUGGGACUCUGCGGGACACUGGGGACUGUGUAUGGGACUCUGCGGGACACUGGGGACUGUGUAUGGGACUGUGUGGGGGAC